AUGUCGAUUGAAAUAAAAGGGACUGCAUGGAUCCAGAAUUUAACAAAAGUCCAAUUGCAAAAGUUGUGUGAAUUAAAUUAUAUUGAUGGUGAAGAAGAUAAUAUUAAUGAGUUACGAAGAAAAUUUCGAGAAUUUGUGAAAGAAAAGAUUGAGCGUGGUCAGCAAAAAUUAAUACUGAUAGCAGAUAUAGUGGAUAAAAAAACGUUCGAAAUAGUUGAUCCAGAUAGUAUAAAUGAACAAUUAAACAAAAGUAUAAUGGAACGUAGUGCAAAUUUGGAUUUUGAUAUUUCCAAAAAUGAUUGGGAAAUGUUUAGUGAUCGACUAGAGCAGUAUUUCAUUGCAAAUAAAAUAACAAGUGCUGAAGAAAAAAGAGCAAUUUUGUUGAGUAAAGUGAAUGCAGAGACGUACGAAGAGAUUGCAAAAAUAUGUAAGCCCGUUAAGCCUAAGGACAAAACCUAUGAAGAAAUUAUAACAAAGGUCAAAGAUUAUUUGAAACCGCCAGCAUCAUACCUUGUAUAUAGAUAUGAAUUCAGACUCAGGAAGCAAUUAGACGGCGAGGGUAUAAAAGAAUACGUCACAGCGCUGAAGGUUAUGACAGACAAAUGUAAAUUUACGAAUGAAGACGAGCAAGUACUCGAUCAAAUGAUUUGUGGCUUAAAAAGUAAAGCAAUAACGGCGGAAUUAUUAAAAUUGGAGAAACCCGAUCUGGAAACAGCAUUAAAAAAAGCUAUGGCAUCAGAGGCAGCUAGUAAAGGCGCAGAAAAAUUGCAAGAAACAAGUGCGGAAAUUCAAGAUGUACACAUGCUAAGUCGUGGAAAGUUUUGGCGAAAGCAACAUGAGGGAGAUCGUAAACAAGGACAACGUACAGGGACUAGAAGGGGAAGAACAUUCGGCCGGGCUCGAGGAACGGCGCGAGCGCAGACACAACAAAUACCGGGAGGCUCUGCUUGCUACCGUUGCGGGGAUUCAAGACACUUCAUGAAUGAUUGUAUGUAUAGUGAAAAUGUAGUAUGCCAUACGUGCGGCGAUAAAGGGCACACUACUAGAGUUUGUACGCAUAGAGCCGAAAAAAAAGAUGCAGAACGAAAGCCGCGAGUAGGUUACGUAAGUCAAUGCGGUAGUAGUAGUAGCUCCGAUGGCGAAAUGUCGCGAGAGUUGAGCCACAUGUAUAUCGAUAAUAAAAGAAGUCUGUACAGUCUGUAUGUACCCGGAAAAACUAGAGUUGAGCCUCAAUAUGUAACGGUCGAAAUAAAUAAAUCUAAAAUUAAAAUGGAAAUAGAUUCGGGCGCGGAACCAGCUAUAAUUCCAAAAGAAAUUAUAAAUAAAUGUUUUCCGAAAGAAACAAUGUAUGAGCCAGAUAUAGAAUUUAGGAACCAUGAUAAUACCGUCAAUAAGCCUGCAGGAAUGUUCAAAGGUGUAACUGUGAGUCUGAACAAUAAGAUAAUAAAAGCUGAUUUAUAUGUAACUGAAUCGUCCGGGCCGCCGAUUAUAGGCAGAGCGUGGCUCAAAGCACUAGGAUUAUGGCCUCUAUUUAAAGACCUAGAUCUGCAUAUAGUUAAAAAUAAAAUUGAUGGUAAUGACAGGCUAAAUAAAAUCUUAGAAAAACAUGCUAAAUUUUUUGAAAAUUCUAAAGGAUCGUUCAAUAGGGCCAAGAUCAGGUUAGAAUUAAAGGAUGAUGCUAAACCGAUAUAUGAGUUAGCGCGAUCUGUACCUUUUGCUUUAAAGGAUAAAAUAGAAAAAGAAUUAGAUAGAUUGGUAGAAGAAAAAAUAUUGGAACCAGUAGAAAUGAGCGAAUGGGCUACCCCGAUCGUGCCGAUACUAAAACCGAAUGGAGAUGUUCGACUUUGCGGAGCUUUCAAUGUAACUAUUAACCCUUUAUUAAAAACAAUUCGCUAUGCACCACCGAAUUUCGAUCACGCUAUGGCUCGAUUAAUAACAAAAAAUAUUAAUAAUAAAAAUAAGAAGCGGUAUUCGAAAAUUGACCUAAAAGAAGCUUUUUUACAAGUUCCCGUUGAGGAAAAUUCGCAAAACUUAUUAACUAUCAAUACUCACAAGGGCUUGUUUAAAUGCCUAUAUAUGAUGUACGGUAUAUCAUCGGGACCUGGUUAUUUUCAAAAGCAAAUUGAGGAAGUUUUGAAAAAUAUAAACGGAGUCGCGGUGGUAGCAGACGACGUAGUGGUAACGGGAAGUGAUGAUGAGGAACAUUUGCGAAAUUUAGAUAUAGUAUUAACGCGUUUAGAAGAAUGCGGUUUGAAAGGACGAGUAAACAAAUGCGAAUUUUUCAAAGAUGAAGUUAAUUAUCUAGGAUAUAAGUUACGGGAUGACACUAUUACAAUAAAUGAAGAAAAGUAUAGAGCAAUAGUUGAUAUGAAAGAACCGGAAAAUCACAAAGAAUUACAGUUAUUAUUAGGUAAAAUCAAUUAUUAUGGCAGGUUAUUUAAAGAUCGUGCUAAAAUUCUAGCACCAUUAUAUAAUUGCAGUAAUUCGAGAAUUUUUGAGUGGGAUCAAAAUUGCAAAGAAGCGUUUGAAAGAGCGAAAAUAGAAUUAAAAAGCGUGCUUGUAAACUACAAUCCAUCUUUACCAUUAAAAUUAACAUGUGAUGCGUCCCCAAAAGGGCUGGGUGCGUAUAUCAGCCAGCCUUAUGAAGACGGCGAUAGACCGGUAGCGUUUGCAUCAACGAGGUUGACAGCCGCGCAAGAAAAUUACUCGCAAAUUGAUAAAGAAGCAGCUGCGAUAAUAUUUGGAGUAACUAAGUUUUAUGAUUAUUUAUUCGGACGUAAAUUUCUUUUAAAAACGGAUAAUAAACCGUUAUCUAGGAUCUUUUCUCCUGAAAAGGGUAUACCAAAAAUGGCUACGAGUAGAUUGCAAAAUUGGAGUUACUUUCUAUCGGCAUUUGAUUAUGAAAUAGAGUACAUUAGUACAAGAGAUAAUAUUGUGGCUGAUACUUUAUCGAGAUUACCGAUAAAUUAUGUAGAAAGUAAUGAUGUUUUAGAAACUGAAGGCUUAUUUACGUAUUUACACUAUGUAUAUUCAACAAACAUAACAUGUUUAAAUUUCAAAGCAGUAGCACGCGAAACUGCUAAAAACGAGACUCUAUCCAUCGUGAAGCGGAUGGUAAUAGAAGGAUGGCCUGACUGUAGUCUUAAAAGUUGGCCCAAUGAGUUGCAACCAUAUGCACUGCGUAAAGACGAAAUUCACGUCGAAAAAGAAUGUUUAAUGUGGGGACAGAGAGUUAUCGUUCCACCUAAAUUAAGAGAAAAGGUAAUCGAAAAAUUGCACGAAAGUCACUUUGGGAUAGUUAAAAUGAAGAGUUUGGCAAGGUCGGUGGUUUGGUGGCCUAAUAUAGACAAAAAUUUAGAAGAUAAAUCUAAAUAUUGCAAAUGGUGUGUUGAAUCUAAAGACAAUCCAAUUAGAAUGGAAUUAACUCCAUGGCCAUGGCCAAGCCAACCUUGGCAAAGACUUCAUGCAGACUUUGCGGGGCCAUAUUUGGGGCAAACUUACCUUUUAGUAAUCGAUGCCUAUUCUAAGUGGCCUGAAAUUUUCAUUAUGAAAAAUAUAUCAGCAGAAGCAACGAUAGAAAAAUUCCGAGAAAUGUUUACAACGCAUGGGCUACCGAACCAUAUUGUAACUGAUUCAGGAACGCAGUUUACGAGCGACGAAUACAAAAAGUUUCUCAAGCAAUUAGGAAUAAAACAAGAUUUUUCAGCGCCGAAACAUCCAGCGACAAAUGGAGCUGCGGAAAAUCUUGUAAAAACAUUUAAGCGUAAACUCAAAGCGAUUGUACAAAGCUCGAAAGUAGAUGUGAAAACUGCUAUACAAAUGUUUUUAUUCUCAUACAGAACAACAAAACAUGCAACAACGAAUGAAACUCCGGCCAACUUGUUGUUUAAAAGAGAACUGAAAACUCCUUUGUUAUUAUUACGGCCAGAAACGAGAUAUCACGUUGAAUCAAAGCAAUAUAUGCAAAAAAAGCACUUCAAAGGUAGUAGAAAAGAAAACUUUGAAGAAGGCGACGUAAUAAUGACAAAGGAUUUUCGAAAACAUCACCCGGAAAUGUCGGAAGCCAAAAUUGUUAGAAAAUCACCUCCAAGAAACUGUAUAAUAAAAUUUAAGGAAGGAGGAGAGAAAGAGCAUAAAAGACAUUUCGAUCAAAUACAACAUUGGCAGGAAAGCGAAAAUGAUCAAAGUAAAAUAGAUGUUAGUACUAAUGUGCGAGAUAAUGUAAGCAGCGAAAAUUCAGCGAUAGUUUUAAGAAAAUCAACUAGAUUAAAGCGAAAUGUAACACCAUACGAUGCUACGCAUUAUUUGUAA
Nasonia vitripennis (jewel wasp) is the source of this 4311-nucleotide messenger RNA. RefSeq lists its product as uncharacterized. Gene Ontology annotation, biological process: DNA integration. Lineage: Eukaryota; Metazoa; Arthropoda; Insecta; Hymenoptera; Pteromalidae. Gene Ontology annotation, molecular function: nucleic acid binding; zinc ion binding. Bases 1 to 4311 code for a protein of 1436 amino acids. The transcript has a single exon. The record is from RefSeq and is a predicted model, not a curated record.